Punctularia strigosozonata HHB-11173 SS5 is the source of this 2334-nucleotide messenger RNA. Its product is annotated as MCM-domain-containing protein. The record is from RefSeq and is a predicted model, not a curated record. Gene Ontology annotation, biological process: DNA replication; mitotic DNA replication initiation; double-strand break repair via break-induced replication. Lineage: Eukaryota; Fungi; Basidiomycota; Agaricomycetes; Corticiales; Punctulariaceae. Bases 1 to 2334 code for a protein of 777 amino acids. Gene Ontology annotation, molecular function: ATP binding; ATP hydrolysis activity; single-stranded DNA helicase activity. Gene Ontology annotation, cellular component: MCM complex; nucleus. The transcript is spliced from 4 exons.
AUGUCCCUCCUCGAUGCGCCGCAAGCCCAAGAUGACCAGAUGCGCGACAGGACGCGUAUAUUUGAGGAGUUUUUGCAGUCGGAAUCGGCGGUCUACGACUACAAGAGCGACAUCCUUCGCAUGCUCCGCGAAGACCGCAACCGCCUCAUCGUCAACAUCGACGACCUGCGCGAUUACCGACGUGACUUCUGCGACGGUCUCCUCAAACAGCCCGUUGAUUUCUUACCCGCCUUUGAUGACGCGCUUGUGAACGUCGUGCAGCAGGUGUUCGACUCGGAGAAGCACGAGAUCGAGGGCAAGAGCUACCACGUCGGUUUCAGCGGAUCCUUUGGCGACCACCAUGUCAACCCGCGGUCACUAUCUGCCGCAUACAUCGGCAGUAUGAUAUCUUUGGAGGGGAUCGUUACCCGGUGCUCGUUAGUGAGGCCGAAGAUGCUCAAAUCCGUACACUACUGCCCCGACACCCGACUGUUUCACGCUAGGGAAUACCGCGACGGCACCUCCACGUCCAAUCUUCCUCCCACAUCGUCUGUCACUCCCCAAACGGACGAUGAGGGACAUCCGUUACAAACCGAGUACGGUUACUGCGUAUUCAAGGACCACCAGCGCAUCAGUAUUCAGGAAAUGCCGGAACGCGCCCCGGCUGGCCAGUUGCCACGCAGCACAGACGUGAUUCUGGAUGACGAUCUCGUGGACAAAACCAAACCAGGCGAUCGGAUACAACUCGUGGGCGUAUACCGCAGCGUUGGAGGUGGAGGCGGAGGCACUUUCAAGACGCUCAUACUCGCGAACAACAUCAACUUACUCUCCUCGAAAAUCGGUGGAGGUAUCGCUCAGGCUCCUGUGACUGCUACCGACAUUCGCGUCAUCAACGAGCUGGCCAAGCGCAAGGACAUCUUCAACCUCCUAUCCCAAUCUUUGGCACCCUCGAUUUACGGUCACGACUAUAUCAAGCGCGCCAUCCUCCUGCUCCUCUUAGGCGGAGCCGAAAAAAACCUAGAGAACGGCACGCAUAUCCGUGGUGACAUCAACAUGCUCAUGGUCGGCGACCCGUCGACGGCGAAGUCGCAAUUGCUCCGCUUCGUGCUCAGCACCGCGCCGCUCGCUAUUGCCACGACGGGACGAGGAAGCUCGGGUGUUGGUCUCACUGCUGCGGUGACCACCGACAAGGAGACGGGCGAGCGGCGUCUCGAGGCCGGAGCGAUGGUCCUCGCUGAUCGAGGAGUCGUCUGUAUCGACGAGUUCGACAAGAUGUCGGAUAUUGACCGGGUCGCGAUACACGAAGUGAUGGAGCAGCAAACUGUAACCAUCGCCAAAGCGGGUAUUCACACCAGCCUGAACGCCCGCUGCAGCGUCAUCGCCGCUGCUAAUCCUAUAUACGGCCAGUAUGACGUGCACAAAGAUCCGCACAAGAACAUCGCGCUUCCCGACUCGUUGCUUUCCCGUUUCGAUUUGCUCUUCAUCGUCACGGACGACGUCGACGAGCAACGCGAUCGUAUGAUUGCGGAUCACGUCCUGCGGAUGCAUCGAUAUCUGCCUCCCGGCGUGGAGGAAGGGACACCCGUCACGGACAUCCUCUCACAGCCCCUCGUCGUGGAGGGCCCGGUGGAGCAGCAGGAUAACGAGGACAAGGACGUAAACCCGUUCGAAAAGUACGACCCGCUAUUGCACAUCGGCAUCAACUCCGGACCCGCGACCCGCACGCGUAAGGCGACGAAAAAGAAGGAGGUGCUGAGCAUCGCGUUCGUGAAGAAGUACAUACAGUACGCGAAGAGCAAGCCCAACCCGCAGCUGACCAAGGGCGCGGCGGACUUGAUCGUGGCAGUCUACGCCGACUUGAGGAAUGAAGAGAUAGAAGGCAACAAUCGGCGGACCGCUCCUUUAACGGCUCGGACGCUCGAGACGCUCAUCCGUCUAGCCACCGCGCACGCGAAAGCACGCCUUUCGCCGAAGGUGCAACAGCAAGAUGCAGAGGCCGCGGAGGAGAUCCUUCGUUUCGCGCUAUACAAGGAGGUGCUCAAGCGACAGCGUCAUAAAAAGCGAAAGUUGAACGCUGGCGCGGCCGUGCCACACGAAGGCGAAGAGGAAGAUGAGACCGCAGAAGAGGAGAGCGACGAAGACGAGCCAGCGGGGUCGCAGCGCAUGCCUAUGCCAGCGGAAGUACAACAAGAGAAGGCGAAGACUAUCACCGGCGCGGACGACGCGAGGGACGACCCCAUCUGGGGAGAUCACGCACGAGACGUGGACAUGGACGUGGACGGGCGACACGACACGGCUGCGGCCGCUCCAGGCGGUGGCCAAUCCGAGGAAGCGCGGUACGUAUUGGCACCUUGA